UAAUUAGUUUAUAACAUUCGAGUAAUCAAGUCGUCUAGCGUACAGAUUACUUAUUAAAAUGGAUCCACGAAAGUGUAUCUUUUUAAUUGCAUUAAUGUUGUUAAUAUUGGCUACAUGCAGUCAUAAUAUCACGCGACCUAUCAAAAUUGGUGCAAUCUUUCACAAAGGUGAUGAGGAUCAUAUGUCGGCAUUUCUAAAAGCAAUCUCUGAGACAGAAUACGAACACCUUGCACCUGCGUUCGAAUUCAUCCCUGUCACUAAAUACAUAGAUGCCGAUAGUUUUAAAACUGCAGCAGCUACCUGUGAGCUCCUCGAGGAAGGUGUGGCAGCUAUUUUCGGACCAUCAAGUCCGUAUACUCGCGGAACAGUCGCGAGUAUUACUUCGCGAUAUAACAUACCACACAUCGAAUACGUUUGGCGCGAAAACAAGAGAUCAAAGGCGAAAACAAAGGCAGAUAAUAAUCCGUCAAUGACCAUAAAUGUAUUCCCGGACAGCGAGAUGGUCAGUCAGGCUAUCGCCGACGUUGUUGACUCGUUGAAAUGGCGAGGCUUCGUGGCGAUUUACGAAAACGAUGAUGGACUUUCGCGCAUUCAAAAGGCUUUGACGAUAAGACGAAAAAAAAAUUAUCUCAUUACAAUUCGGCAACUGAGCAAUGAAGAUUAUCGCCCGAUACUUAAAGAGAUACGCUCUUUAUCUAUUUGCAAUGUGAUCAUCGAUGUCGAGCCGAAAAAUAUUGUUCGCGUUCUCAAUGAUGCGAAAGAAGUCAAACUGCUUGCGGAUUACUGCAAUUUUGUCAUAACAUAUCUGGAUUCAUCCAAACUACCUAUCUCCGAAAUACGAAAUGGCACCAAUGCCAAUAUUAUCGGAUUGAGCUUAAGGCACAAAGAUGUAGAAGGAGUUGAUUCGAUAGAGUCGGCUGUUCUCUAUGAUGCAGUAUUUUUGCUAAACAAAGCAAUGGAGUCCCUAAAUUCGAGGAACACUGACGUCAAGGAAUCUAUAAUAAUUGAUCCUGUAUCACUCUCUUGUAAAAAAAAUGGAAAGUAUCAAGCGGGACCCAAUAUUACGAGCGUUAUGCGACAGUUGUCGAAAAUGGGGAAGAUAACAGGCUCCAUGAAUAUUGAUAAAUAUGGUCAUCGACGAGAGUUUAACAUUCAAAUACUGGAUUUUCGUCGAAAUAUAGUUCAAAAAGCUUUCUGGGACAUUAAUGGUCUACAUCCUAUUCGAAUUGAAGAAAAACUUGACUAUAUCAGCUAUUUGAAUAUAUCAAUUCAAGAAAAAACAUUUGCAAUUAGCAUCAAAGUAGGUGAGCCUUAUGUAAUGGAAGUCCCUGAAGGCAUAAACAGAGGAGUUUUAAUCGGCAAUAAACGCUACGAAGGUUUCUGUAUCGAUUUGAUCGAACAUCUCUCACAAAGACUCAAAUUUAAAUUCUAUUAUGAAGUUAUAAACGGUCCGAACGGGUUCUACAACCGAAAGACGAGAAGCUGGAACGGCCUAAUCAAGCGCCUUCUAGAUCGUAAGGCCGAUUUAGCGAUCAGCGAUAUAACGAUAAAUUCUAUGCGGGAAUCCGCUGUGGAUUUCACCAUGCCAUUCAUGACUGUCGGUAUAAGUCUUUUAUUUAGUAAGCCAGAAGAGAUGGAAAUACACUUAUUUUGGUUUGUUCGUCCAUUAAGUAUUGACGUUUGGAUUUAUAUGGCGACAGCUUAUCUCGUCAUAUCCAUAAUGUUAUUUUUUCAAGCACGAAUGUCGCCAGGUGAAUGGAAUAAUCCGCAUCCCUGCAAUUCUGAUCCUGAUAAUUUGGAGAACAAUUUCAACAUGAAAAAUUCGUUCUAUCUAACCAUUAGCUCUCUUAUGCAUCAAGGCGUCGAUAUACUUCCAAAGGCGCCGUCUAUUCGAAUGCUCACGAGUGUGUGGUGGUUCUUCUCGCUUAUCAUGAUCUCAUCAUAUACAGCUAAUCUAGCAGCCUUUCUUACGAUGAAUAAAAUGGAUACACCAAUUAAAAAAAUAGAAGAUUUGGCCAAACAAACAAAAAUCAAGUAUGGUGCUAUCGCAGGUGGUGCGACAGCAGCAUUUUUCAGAGACUCAAAUUAUUUGACAUAUAACCGCAUGUAUGCAACAAUGAUCGAAGCGAGACCAAGCGUGCUUGUCAAUAGCGUCAGUGAAGGUGUGGAUCGCGUCUUGAAAAACAAAGGACAGUACGCUUAUCUUAUAGAGAGCACAACACUUGAAUACAUAAUGGAACGAAACUGCGGAGUCCAGAAGAUAGGAGGGCUCAUAAACAUUAAAGGCUUCGGAAUAGCUUUACCGCGUAAUUCUCCGUACAGAACGUCGAUUAAUCAUGCGAUCUUAUGGCUCGAUGAAAAAGGUAUAUUGGAGAAAUUAAAAAAUAAAUGGUGGGUGGAGAGAGGGGGUAAAAAGUGUAAAAAAGUUGACUCAGAAAAUGUUAUUACAUCCCAAUUAGGAUUAGCAAAAGUCGGUGGCGUAUUUUUCGUUUUAAUAAUCGGUUGUGGGUGCGCAUUGUUAAUCGGAAUUUUUGAAUUCCUUUGGAAUAUACGAAACGUUGCUGUGAAAGAAAAGAUCACACCGAAAGAAGCAUUAAUAGCAGAGCUAAAGUUCGCGGUAAAUAUUUGGGCAGAGACGAAACCUGUUAAAAUUGGUAAGAGCAGCAACGGCGCAAAUUCAGGUGGACUCGAUAGAGACGUAUAUACAGCUCGUUCUAUCGUUGGUUCCUUUUUACAUCUUGACAUGCUCGAUUUAUUCGAUAACACAAAUAAUCGGAGCAAUGAUCGUAAGAUUAAUUAAUUGCACUGUCAGGCUAAUUAAAAAUUAAAAAGCAUCGCAUUUUCAGAAUUCUAUA
Nylanderia fulva is the source of this 2855-nucleotide messenger RNA. Its product is annotated as glutamate receptor ionotropic, kainate 2-like. The record is from RefSeq and is a predicted model, not a curated record. NCBI's taxonomy places the organism in Eukaryota, Metazoa, Arthropoda, Insecta, Hymenoptera, Formicidae. Gene Ontology annotation, molecular function: ligand-gated monoatomic ion channel activity; signaling receptor activity. Gene Ontology annotation, biological process: monoatomic ion transport. Gene Ontology annotation, cellular component: membrane.